Messenger RNA from Homo sapiens (human), 5811 nucleotides. It is a transcript of the gene KLC1, whose product is annotated as kinesin light chain 1. The transcript has 16 exons. The coding region runs from base 286 to 2274 and encodes 662 amino acids. The record is from RefSeq and is marked reviewed. NCBI's taxonomy places the organism in Eukaryota, Metazoa, Chordata, Mammalia, Primates, Hominidae. Gene Ontology annotation, cellular component: growth cone; cytoplasmic vesicle; kinesin complex.
AUUUUCGGCGGCGGGAGCGGCGCAGGCGGCCGAGCGGGACUGGCUGGGUCGGCUGGGCUGCUGGUGCGAGGAGCCGCGGGGCUGUGCUCGGCGGCCAAGGGGACAGCGCGUGGGUGGCCGAGGAUGCUGCGGGGCGGUAGCUCCGGCGCCCCUAGCUGGUGACUGCUGCGCCGUGCCUCACACAGCCGAGGCGGGCUCGGCGCACAGUCGCUGCUCCGCGCGCGCGCCCGGCGGCGCUCCAGGUGCUGACAGCGCGAGAGAGCGCGGCCCUCAGGAGCAAGGCGAAUGUAUGACAACAUGUCCACAAUGGUGUACAUAAAGGAAGACAAGUUGGAGAAGCUUACACAGGAUGAAAUUAUUUCUAAGACAAAGCAAGUAAUUCAGGGGCUGGAAGCUUUGAAGAAUGAGCACAAUUCCAUUUUACAAAGUUUGCUGGAGACACUGAAGUGUUUGAAGAAAGAUGAUGAAAGUAAUUUGGUGGAGGAGAAAUCAAACAUGAUCCGGAAGUCACUGGAGAUGUUGGAGCUCGGCCUGAGUGAGGCACAGGUUAUGAUGGCUUUGUCAAAUCACCUGAAUGCUGUGGAGUCCGAGAAGCAGAAACUGCGUGCGCAGGUUCGUCGUCUGUGCCAGGAGAAUCAGUGGCUACGGGAUGAACUGGCCAACACGCAGCAGAAACUGCAGAAGAGUGAGCAGUCUGUGGCUCAACUGGAGGAGGAGAAGAAGCAUCUGGAGUUUAUGAAUCAGCUAAAAAAAUAUGAUGACGACAUUUCCCCAUCCGAGGACAAAGACACUGAUUCUACCAAAGAGCCUCUGGAUGACCUUUUCCCCAAUGAUGAAGACGACCCAGGGCAAGGAAUCCAGCAGCAGCACAGCAGUGCAGCCGCGGCUGCCCAGCAGGGCGGCUACGAGAUCCCCGCGCGGCUGCGGACGCUCCACAACCUGGUGAUCCAGUACGCCUCGCAGGGGCGCUACGAGGUAGCUGUGCCCCUCUGCAAGCAGGCCCUGGAGGACCUGGAGAAGACUUCAGGACACGACCACCCGGACGUGGCCACCAUGCUCAACAUCCUGGCCUUGGUGUACAGGGAUCAGAAUAAAUACAAAGAUGCAGCUAACCUACUGAAUGAUGCCUUGGCUAUUCGUGAGAAAACUUUGGGCAAAGAUCAUCCUGCGGUGGCGGCGACUUUGAAUAACCUUGCAGUCCUUUAUGGUAAAAGAGGGAAGUACAAAGAAGCAGAGCCGUUGUGUAAAAGAGCUCUGGAAAUCCGAGAAAAGGUUUUGGGGAAGGAUCACCCCGAUGUUGCCAAGCAGUUAAAUAACUUGGCCUUACUGUGCCAGAACCAGGGCAAGUAUGAAGAAGUAGAAUAUUAUUAUCAAAGAGCCCUCGAGAUCUACCAGACAAAACUGGGACCUGAUGACCCCAACGUGGCUAAGACGAAAAAUAACCUGGCAUCCUGCUAUUUGAAACAAGGAAAGUUCAAGCAAGCAGAAACACUGUACAAAGAGAUUCUCACUCGUGCACAUGAAAGGGAGUUUGGUUCUGUAGAUGAUGAAAAUAAACCCAUCUGGAUGCAUGCUGAAGAAAGAGAAGAAUGCAAAGGAAAGCAAAAGGAUGGGACAUCUUUUGGAGAGUAUGGCGGCUGGUACAAAGCCUGCAAAGUUGAUAGUCCAACUGUUACAACCACUCUAAAAAACCUUGGGGCACUUUACAGACGUCAAGGCAAAUUUGAAGCUGCAGAAACGUUAGAAGAAGCUGCUAUGAGGUCUCGUAAACAGCGAAGUAUCUCAGAAAUACCUAAGAAAAUCUUAAGUGCUAAUGGGUCAAACCAUUUUCCCCUGCCUGGCUCACAGGGUCUUGACAAUGUUCACAAACAGAGGGUGGCAGAAGUGCUCAAUGACCCUGAGAACAUGGAGAAGCGCAGGAGCCGUGAGAGCCUCAACGUGGACGUGGUCAAGUACGAGAGUGGCCCUGACGGAGGGGAGGAAGUGAGUAUGAGCGUAGAGUGGAACGGGGAUGGCACUGGAUCUUUAAAACGCAGUGGUUCCUUUAGCAAACUCCGGGCUUCCAUUAGACGCAGCAGUGAGAAGCUGGUUAGGAAGCUGAAGGGAGGAAGUUCACGAGAGAGUGAGCCAAAGAACCCCGGCAUGAAGCGUGCCAGCUCUCUGAAUGUCCUUAACGUGGGUGGCAAGGCUGCUGAAGAUCGCUUUCAAGAACGAAAUAAUUGUCUGGCCGACUCGCGAGCUCUGAGUGCCAGCCACACUGACCUGGCCCACUGAGAGCCAGCAGGGCUAGGUAACCUGUCUUGGGAGUGUGAGACCGCCCCGCCCUGCCACGCCCCUCACCGCCCUGCCCGGAGGCGCCAGCCGCACUCCUUGGCUUCCUUUCCUAGAUAGUGACGUCCACCAACCUUGGAGGUGCCUUUUCAAAACACCCGGGAGGCCGUGCCUCAGCAUUCUGUUACUCGGCCUGCAGCCCCAGUGCCAGGAGCCACCCCGACCGCGACCCGGCCAGGCUGGCUCAGGGAGGCCGAGGUGGCGCUGAGGUGGCUUCAGCACGCUGGGGAUUGGCUCCUGCUCACGGAUGCUGUUGCAUUUCCUGCCUGCCACCUUUUUGCCAUGACACCAGACUCUCUUUUAAAUUGUAAUAUUGUAAUAAGGCUGUAAAUUAAGAAUCUGGAAACAUAAAGUACCCCUUUCAGAACGAUAGGCAUUUAGUGAUCUAUGGCAGUAAAGCCUGAAGCUUAGCGGACACUGGUCAGUGGGAAGUGAAUUCCUUCCCAGCUGGAGCAUCUUCCGGGUCUCUCUUUCCAAGGUCCCCAUGCCUGUGGCCCUGGGGCCCCAUGCCCCCUUUUGAGCUGUGUUCUCCCGGACGCCCCUGCACACGAAGCCCAUAGAGACGUGUGUUUCACUUUUUUUUUUUUUUUUUUUGAGACGGAGUCUAACUCUGUUGCCCAGGCUGGAGCGCAGUGGCCCAAUCUCGGCCCACUGCAAGCUCCACCUCCUGGGUUCACGCCAUUCUCCUGCCUCAGCCUCCCGAGUAGCUGGGACUACAGGCACCCGCCAGGCGGAUCACAAGGUCAGGAGAUCGAGACCAUCCUGGCUAACAUGGCGUUUCACUUUUUAAAAGCUUAAGCUUUAUGGAAUGAGGGAGCACGGUGGACUCUGACAGGAACCUUUUCAAAUCAAUGCUGAGGCUGUAUUUCUUAGCCGUCCACAAACUAGUCCAUAGGUAAAGAGCAUACAAAACAGACGCCGAGGUGAUCAGUGAUUCCAAAGGCUGACGCUCAGCAGCGCCACCUCCAUGCCAGCCAACUAGGCUACGGGAUGGAGGGGCGGUCUGUGAAACACCAGCCAUCCCGUGAAAGCUCAGCUUGCCACUGUCAUGUAACAGGGUGGGUGGUGGCACAGCAGAGGCUCACACUUGUCACCUUCAGCCUCUAGAAGCUCCCCGUGGGGCACGAAGGCUGGGGACAGAGUGUCCUGAGGUUUUGUUACAAGGCUAGACUUUAAAAUACCUUUCAAAGUUUCAUCCCGCCUCAUGUCGCAGGACUGCUGUGUUUGUGAAAGCGCGUUUGUUUCCACAAGACAAGCUCCGUGUAGUCGCCAGCGGGUGCCUGGCCCAGGAGCUGCCCUGUGGAGCCAGCGUUGUCCCCGAGCUGCUCGCCUGUGGCCGUGGCUCCUUUUCUGAGGCUCCUGACUCCAUUCUUGCAGAUUCUGGUGGAUCAGGAGCUUACAUUCUAAAUGCUACAUAGAGGUGUUGAAGAAAAUUUCAUAGGUUCUGUAAUAGUGGAUGGGAUUAAAAGAAAAAAUGUUAAAUUAUAUAUAUAUAUAUGGCUGGGUGCGGUGGUUCAUGCCAGUAAUCCUAUAAUCUUAGCACUUUGGGAGGCUGAGGCGGGAGGAUCACUUGAGCCCAGUUCAAGAACAGCUUGGGCAACACAGCGAGUCCCUGUGUCUAGCAAAAAAAACCAUGUGUAUAUAUAUAUAUAUGUGUGUGUGUGUAUAUAUAUAUAUAUAUAUAUACAUACAUAUAUAUACAUAUAUAAUUUGAUGGGUUGUGAGAAGCCAACCCCCCCCAAAAAAAGGGGGGUGUAGAGCAGCUUCCCCUGACAGGUGCCGUGGCUGCCCCCGUAGUGGGCUAUGUCUGUGCACAGGCGACAGGGAGGAGGGCUCCGGAGCUUCCCUUGUGGUGGGGGUGCCUUCUCCCUGUGAGGAUGCUGAGCAGAGUUUGGAACCCAGACAGUUUCCCUUAGUGACAGUUAUCUGGAAAGGAAAAAGGGCAUUUAGAAGGAAUAAACAUAGGGCUGAAUAUGGAGUUGAAUUUUAACCUCUUCAGACUGAUGGGUGCAGACGAGGUUGUGUGGGGCCUCUGUGGAGCCUGCUGUGGCUUCCAGCCAUGGGACUUUAGGGCCGAGGUGGCCUCUGCAGCACUGUGGCUGUGGGAGCACUGUGUGUUGGGGUAAGAGAAGCCAGGGGGCCUCCCUGAAGCCAGCUCAUAAAGGAAGGUUCGUGUUUCAGAGGGAGGCGGCAAGGGAAUCUGAGUACCUGAGUCCCCGAUGUUUGAACCCUUCCACCCAAUAGAAGUGCGGUGAUUUCAGCCAUUUCCCAUCUGGCGGUCUGAAUUUUUCCCUUCAGAGGAGAGAAGUGGUGGGCCCAGGCAUCCCUCCUCCUGUGUGUGGUCGUUCUGGUGAGAGGAACCCCACGCGAGAGUCAGCACCUGUUUCUUCAGAGUUGCUGUCAAAAUAAUCACUGCGCCCCCGCCCCCCGCCCCCCCCCACAGCAGCCGUGUGUGCAGCGCCCGUCCCCAGCAACCAUGGCAUGGGAGCGUCUGGAUCUGUGGGCGGACAGCAUAUCUCUGGGUAGUUGGUGCAGCUGUGGCAGAAAUCAGGCCCCUGGGGAAGUCCUGUGACAUGGAUGCUUCCCUGAAGCAGCAGCAGUGUGUGGCUCAGGGGUCCUCAGAGGCCGGUGGUGCCCGCGGGUGGCACGGGGCACUCUCAUGGGCAGCACUUGGUCUUGUGUUUACAGUAUUGGAGGGAUUCACAUCGUUGUUUUCUGGAUUAAGCUGCUAGGAGUAUCAUGUACUUAGAAAUUCAGUGUUUAUAGUAAGAUGUAUUAAACAUUGCUAAUGAUGUAUCGUUACAAUGUAUAACAGGUUUUCCAUUGUCAUAACUGUAUGGAAUUUUCUUGGAGGAUGUCAUUAGCUUCUGUUUGCACUGACUUGUGAGCUGUGUGUACGCUGUGGUCAGAUUUCUGAAUGCUGUAGAGCACUUACCAGCUCUGACCGUGUCUUGCUGGGGCCAGCAGGCUGCGUGUGCAGCGGGGCCAGCUGUCUCAGGGCUGAUAUGUAGACGUGUAUUCUGUUUACAAUUAGUUCCCCAACUCUGUGGGGAAGAACUUAAGCGGUUUUAGUGUUUUAUAAUAUGGUGAGGCAAUGAGGGUCAGGGCGCGUGGUCCCUGAGGGAGGGUCUUCAGGGCAAGACCCAUGGCCCUGGCCUGGAACUGUGCUCCCCAGGGCGUGGUGCCUCCCUAAGGGGAUGGUCAGUGUUCUGGGACUGACUGCCAGGCCAGCCCGUCUGCAGACUCCUGUGGUGGGAGUUCCCUGGGACGGGAAGCCCCUCGGCCCCUUCCCUCCAGGGGCAGGAACUGAGCCAGCAUGGGCGGGGCCGGCCGAGCUUCCAGGCGUGUUUUCUCUGUUAAAUGUACCUCUGUCUUUAAGCUGUCUCAUUUUCUAAUCGCUGGCAUGUCUUGCCUAGAAAAGCAUUUGGAAUUGCUUAUGUUCAAUUACAGAAAUAAAAUGUCUUACUUGCCAUUGUAGAA